Candidula unifasciata is the source of this 2175-nucleotide messenger RNA. The record is from the annotation of a GenBank genome assembly. NCBI's taxonomy places the organism in Eukaryota, Metazoa, Mollusca, Gastropoda, Stylommatophora, Geomitridae.
GUAGAGAUGACAGGGUCAAGUAUGUUUGAUUAUGUCCAUCACCACGACCAUGCGGAGCUCAUCGAGCAGCUCGGGAUGUCCUUAGUGUCACGUUACCUAAUGGUUUCGGGUCACAACAAGCCAGACCACAAGUCUUUUUGUCUACGGAUGAAGUCGACGCUCACAAAACGAGGAGUGCAUAUCAAAACCUCUGGCUAUAGAGUAAGUGGGAAUCCAAACAACAUCAAUGAAAACAACAACAGUUCCGAACCAACACCCUUUGGUUUUGUGGGCAUGGCUAUAGCUUUACCUCCCCCGACCAUCACAGAGAUGCGUCUGGAGUUAGAUACAUUUAUUACAAGAAUGAGUCCGGACUUCAAGGUCAUCUAUUGUGAACCUGUGAUUUCAGAACUUGUGGACCUCACGGCUGAGGAUGUCACGGGCAGGCUGCUUUACGACCUGUGUCACGUGGAGGAUCUCCGGAAGUUGAGAACGUCCCAUCUCGACAUAUUAAACAAAGGGCAAGCACUCACGGAAUACUAUCGGUUGAUAAACCGACGCGGUGGUCACACUUGGAUCCAGACGUGCGCGACCACGUUGCUGGGCAGCAAAAACCCUGAGGAUGAAAACAUACUGGCAAUCAAUUUUGUGGUCAGUGACUCCAACCUUACGGACUGCGCCAUGGAUUUGUGGCAAGUCACAGGUGACGUGAGCUCAUCCAUGAGCAGCAGCUCCAACAGUCCUUGUCGUCAGGAAAAGCUGAAAGAUAUAAGACACAAGCUGGUCAUCCAUCGUCCGCAAAAAGUACCCCACCACGUCCUGUCUCUUCACGAGAUGAGGACUCAGGCAUCAAGGAUCGAGCAUCUAGUACAGCAGUUCCUAACAUCACAAAAGGAAUCUUCCAAAGCAGACGUGGAGUUACUAACGAUGAACCAGAAGGACCUUGGAAAUUUCUAUAAUAAAAACAAACGACGCAAAAUGGACAACCCUCGCAAACGAAGAAACAGUAGCUGUGAUCGUCAAGAUUCUAACCACGUCAAAGCCUUAAACUUAACAACAAAUGGCUGCAGAGAUCCAAUUAUAACAAAGUCGCUAAGCAUGUCUACUCUGGCCUUGCAGAAGUCUGGCACUGUUGUGGACAGUAAUAGUAAAACACACAGACCAGUCAACCCACUUAAUGCGGAUAGCACCACUUCAGCGUCCCCUGAGGAUUUGUCGAUAAAACGAACACAUGCACGAUCCCUAAGCCAAGCUGUAAAUGAAGACUCCAGAGGUGAUUACCUGGAUAUUCAGACAGCAGACGCUAGUGGGAACAUCCAGCAACCUGUCACAGAUAUUCAUGCCAUUCAUUCUACAAGUCCAUUGUCUGUUACACGGAACACAGUCAGGGAACUUGAAGCAGCAAUGCAUCGUCACUUAUCAGCAGCGUCCUUCCAUCAGCAACAAAAUAACUCAACAAGCAUCACUUCUACCGACACAGGGAAAUCUCCUCGAGGCAUCUCUAAUAUAAACAGUUCGAGAGCUCCACCAAGUCACAAAGUGAUGCCGACUCAGUGGCAUACUUCUUCACGAGAAGGUCGUACUAACAUUCUACCGGCUACAACCUUACUUCACAGCUUGUACAACAACAGAGAAACCGUCAUCAAAACCAACUCCAAGUACCAACCCACAUUCCUCAACAUGGAAACCCCAACCAGUUUACUUACUCCUCCAGAACCCGAUCCCACCAUUUACAAGGAUCAUAGCAACCCUUUCUCGCAUGCAAAUCAAGAUUCCUUUGGUCAUAAUUAUAUUUACGACAGGGAGACAAACCCAGAAGCCAAAGAUUUGUCCAACAGAGACCAUUAUUCAUUUAUUUCAUAUAAAGAUCACAUUCCAACGUCAUACUUAGAUCACUUAUCAUCGUCAUUGUGCAAAGAUCAUUUCGUUUCGCAUUAUAAAGAACUUUCGCAUUUUAAAGAAAUGUCGCAUUAUAAAGAACUUUCGCCUUACAAAGACAUUCCUUCAUUUACAAUUCCUGGACUCAUGAGUCCCUCAGGUCGAGCCCACCACACUUACCCUUCCUUUUACCCCCAACUAGCAAGUGCUCUAACAUCCUCAACCACCGAUGUCUGCAGUAUGACCCCACCGUCGCCGAAUUCCUCCAGACACCAGCAAACACACAUCGGUCAUUCACCAUUUGGAUUCGAACUAUAA